AGGCCGUAUUCAUACCAAUUAUUUGUGUGGGAUCUACUGGUUUGGAUUUGCGUUGACUGUCUGGCUCGUUCAAAUAAGAACGGAAAAAUGCGUUGAAGUGGGAUUCAGUACCUUUUUUAAAGGUUGAGUUAUGAUCCAUGUGUUCAACAUAACUUCAUAAAACUCUUUGAUUUCUCGCUUUCAGAAGGUUCUUUCACAUGGGUAUAACCGAUAACCUCAAUUGAUUGAUUCUUCGCUGGGUCCGGAUUCACUGUCAGCUCAAUUUCCACUUGCUUAAUUCUGGAACCGCAUUGGCUGAUGCUGUUGCAGGAACGGCUCUUGAACUGAGUUGGUUGUAACGUCUCCCUCUACAAGAAUCUGUUCGCUGAGAAAUUCCCUGUCACAAGGUGUCUGCUCAAACCUUUGAUUAAGACGAGAAGAAACAUGGUUCAGACGCUGGAAGCUAUAAAGGGUGGUGGAGGCUCCAUCAGGAUCGGGACCACUGGGACAGUCAGUUCCCUAAUGACAAGAGAAUUAGAGUCCAGCAAAGUUGCAUCUCCGACGCCUGCAUCUUCCAGAAAUAAACAUCAAACAGCUUCUGUUUCUGUUCUCUGUGGUGCUACUACUCCAAAAAGGCUACAACCAAGAAAGUCAUGCGAUGAAGCUAGCAGCAGUGGAAGCAGCAAUGACAUUAAUGCGAGACACCCUGAAGUUUCCCAGAAAACAAAAACUCAUACUAAAAAUACUAGUCAAAUCCCGAUGCUGAGCUCUGAUCAUCCUGGUCUGGAUAAAACUCCUAGUAGGCAGAAAACUAGUAAAAAAGGAACUAACAUUGUUGAAGUUGUGGACAUAAAAUGUGGGAGCUCGGAUAGAGCAUGGGCUGGCCCUAUAACAAACCGACUGAAGAAGCUGGGUUUCUCAAAGCUAUCUGAGAGCAUUGUCUAACCUGGCAAUUUCUUCCCAUCGGAUCUUAGAUUCCUGUAACUAUAUGCAGAAAUACCAGUUGGUCGAUUGUUCUCUGAGACUUCCACCAUAGAACAUAUGCUUGGUAGGAGCCCGUUGCAUCUCUUUUUCUUCUUUUGUGUUUUUAUAACUGAUUCAAAAGUCCGGCCCAAAUGACUAGUAGAGGAAGCCAUGUCUUUGAGUUGGGGAUGAGCCUUUUCAAGCUACAUCGGUUGCUUAGUUUGAGUUGGCUGAAGUGCUCGAUUUCUCUCAUUAUGAGGGAUCCAACGGUGCCUCUGGUGCCUAUUUCUGCAGGAGCACAUGCCGCCAUCUUUGCAGCGUCUCUGGUGGCAACAGUGCCGGAUUUAGACAUGUUCGGUUCUGUUGGAGUUGAAGGGGUGGCUUGCAGAUGACGAGAGGUGGCUUUGGAUUCUGUACUGGUGAGGAAAUUGCUUUGCUUUUGGAACAUCUGGUGUUUUGCCUUUGGUAUUUAACAAGGAUUCUUUACCUUAUGUCCUUUAUCUAAAGUGAACAGCAUUUGUUGGUUGGUUGGUGAUAUGGUCACCUCAUUCAUGUGCUUGCAGAUAAAAAAUUAGAUUCAUUUACUUGUGCCCUCUCUUUUCUAACCAUUUGGAUUAUGUCAUGGAUUUAUUAUGACCGGCUGAUCCUGUGGACGAUGUUGGUUA
Malus domestica (apple) is the source of this 1607-nucleotide messenger RNA. RefSeq lists its product as uncharacterized. NCBI's taxonomy places the organism in Eukaryota, Viridiplantae, Streptophyta, Magnoliopsida, Rosales, Rosaceae. The record is from RefSeq and is a predicted model, not a curated record.